Messenger RNA from Nezara viridula (southern green stink bug), 2736 nucleotides. NCBI's taxonomy places the organism in Eukaryota, Metazoa, Arthropoda, Insecta, Hemiptera, Pentatomidae. The record is from the annotation of a GenBank genome assembly.
CUGUAAGUAAUUGAAAACUUUCUUGUUUCCUUGCCUACCCAGAGUGCCAAAAAUUAUACCAAAAGAACCAGCAACUUGUGCAGCUUCAAUGGAUUUUUCUCGUCUAGCAUGCAUAUCAUCAUAAUCGUACUCUUCUUCUGUGAAUUUCUUUUCAUAGGGAUCAUACCUGUCAAGAAAAUAAAAUGAGAUAGGUCAUAUUCCUCAAAUUAUUAAGAAAAAGUUUUGAACCUUACUUGAAAGCCUUUAAAUUUGGAUUAGCUAUCAUGGCAGCCUCAAGAUGAAAUCUUCCAUCACCAAGGUAAACUAAGGCAUCAACUUCUCGUAUAGUCGGUGCAGUACAACCUAAUACUUCACCAGGUGAAAGGGGUCGACUCUGCGGUAUCUUUACAUCAUAACCCAAUUUACGCAGUUCACCUGCAGCUGCAUGAAGAGUUGUGAUAAAUUGUAUAGUACUAACAAAAGCUAAUUUAGUUUCCAUUUUAAAAUUAAGUUUUAUUGUUUCUAUAAAGUGUAUCGGAUCAAUCUUAAUAUCAACAAAUAUAUACAAUACUUUGAUAUCAGGCAUUUGGUCCACAGGGAUAAGACAACUGUGACCGUAAUGAAUAAGCAGAUCUACUCUCAGGGCUUUGGCUGUGAAAUCAUCUACACAACAAGCACCAUAGGUCACAUCUCCCAUAAUCACUGUAUCUGCAGAGGUAAAUUGUUCUAUAAUAUCACAGAUCAUUGUAGAAAACAGAAGGAGCCCUUCUGGCAUCUGCAAGGCAACUCUUUUCGCUUCUGUGUGUCUUAUCCUCCAUAUGGUUUUAUGUAUUUCAAAAUUGUAAUUCUGUGGAAGUUUCUGAAUGGCAGCAUUUAAAAGCACAUUAUUUAAAAUGUCAUCAGGUAUUUUAUUUAACGUUUUUGAUUGUGGUCUAAAAACUUUCCGACUGGGAUUAGCUCUCACAACCACAGCUUGUUCUUGUUCAGAUCUCUUAAUAUCGCACAUUUUCAAUAGACAUUAAUUCAAAUGACACUCACAUUUUCAUAAAAACUGAUAAUCCUCCAUUCAAAGUCAAAUCCAGAUCACGUUCUCCAAUAAAUUCAAACCUUCCCCAACAGGAAUGAAUUAAUCGAUUCAUAGAAAAUUUCAUUCAUGUCUUGUAAUCUGUGCUUAUAUUUAGUAAUCAUCCAUACCGUUUCAAAUUUCUUAUUACUAUAAAUAUUAUUGAUGCAAAUAUUAUACUUCGAACAUUUAAUUUAAAAAAGAUAAAGUGCAAAAUACCAACACAAUUGCUCAAAUAUCGAUUAAGAAAAAAAUAUCGAUGUCAUCAUGGAACUAGUGUCACCAAAUUCGUGAUUGUAAUCAGAUGCAAGAUAUCAGUCAAAAAAGAGAAAUAAGUUCUAACUGUUUGAUGACUUGUGAUUUUGGCCCUGUUAUUUCCUAUCCCGCUUAGGAUGUCUUUCGUCAAAUUGAUUUCUGACGAUUUUGUCAAAAAUUGCCUGGAAUGGAAAACUCUAGUUCCAGUUAUAGAAAAGAGUUUAGUUGAUAUCUCAAUUAAAAAUAAAUCUACGAUUCAGCCGGCCAGACUGUUCAUGGAUAUUCCUGACAAACAAGGACUGUUUUUGGCUAUGCCUAGCUAUUCUGAGAAUGAUCAUGCUCUUGCUUGCAAGCUAGUAACUUCAUUUCCUCAAAAUAAAUCUAUUGGAAUUCCGAGUGUCUUAGCAAAUAUUUUGCUGUUUGAUCCAAUAACUGGAAAAAUCAAAGCUAUUGUUGAAGCCAAUAGAAUAACAGCUUGGCGUACAGCUGCUGCUUCAGCUGUUGCCACAAAAUGUAUGCAUAAAGGUAGCAAGGAUAUUUUAGCCAUAUUAGGUGCAGGAACACAAGCUGAAUCCCAUGCUUUGGCUCUUAAGGAAAUGUUCGACUUCAAAGAAGUCAGGAUAUGGAAUCGAACCAGGGAACGUGCUAAAAUCCUUGCUUCAAAGCUUCCUUUUGAAUGUACCCUUUUUGAAUCAAACGAAGAAUGUGUAAAGGAUGCCGAUGUAAUAUGCACUGCAACAUACGCUAAAGAGCCAAUACUGCAGGACACUUGGGUCAAAGAAGGUGCUCAUAUUAAUGCUAUCGGAGCUGGGCAGAACCAUCACUCAGAGCUCAGUGAAGCAUUAUAUAGGAAAUCUUACCUUGUGGUUGAUCAUAUGGAGUCUGCGGAAAAGGAAUUAGCUGGACUUACUCAAAUGGGGAUAGAUAUAAAAGGAGAAAUAGGAAAUUAUCUAAAUUCAUCAAAAACUGUUCCUGAAGAUGUAACCUGCACCAUAUUCCAUAACUUGGGUAUAGCCAUUGAAGACCUGGUCACAGCAAAUUUCAUCUAUAAUAAAUUCACGAAGGGUCAAAAGUAAUCUAUUCAUGAAUUUCUGGAAGCUGGGUCUGACUUCACAGUAUUAUGUUGGCUGAGGAUAUGUUUUGUUUGCACGCUGAAUUCAUGCAAUAACUAACACCAGCAUCUCAACACAAAACAAAUAUGUGAUACCUUGUUAAUGUACUUUCUAUAAUUACCCAUUAUUUUAAGUUAAAACAAGGCUGUUCAAUUUAGGGAAUGUUUUUGUAAUUGCUGUCCUGUAUGUUUUAUUUUUAUUUUUGUGUGUUUUAUUAUUGUUGCCCAUAAAAUAUUGAUUUCACUGCUUCAGAUUCUAGACAUAGCACUUCGAUUUUGUUUUAAAUAAAUUUUUUGCAUGUGAUGAGAGUGUUUCAUUUAACCUUGA